GGGGGGCCGCGCGGGGCCGCGCGUUCAGGCGCCGGCAAGAAGCCGGGAACGCGGCGGGCGAGCGGGGCGCGGGCUGGAGACCGGCGGGGAGAGCGCGCCGCGGAGCGAGCCGGGCCCCAGCGCUGCCGAACCGAGCGGGGCCGGGCGGCGAGGACGAGGGCGGAGGGACGCGAACCGCUGCUGGCUGGUUACGAAGGGGCUUGGGAAGGAGACGUGGAACACCCUAACCAUCCCCGCACAUAUGCACGCACACACAGGCACACUCGCUUACUCGCACACAAUGCUACUAGCAUUCAUUUCUCCCAAAAUAAUGGAUUCAAAUUGCGGCAACUUGAGAAAAAAAGAAUUGCAACUCUUGAUUUGGAAGAGAGGAGGGUGGGUGGGGAGAGGCACAGUGUCGCGGAGAGAAAAAUCAUGCCAGUUCCAUCUUUCUUGUCGGCUCCCGGAUCGACUCGGGCGGACAGCAUGGGUUUCUCCAGGAGCUCCUGCUUGGACGUGUGUGGGGGCAGCGAUGGCAGCCAUCCCCUCACCUGCCAAUCAACCUCUGGAAAGUGCAUCCCGCUUCCCGCACCCGGAAAUCCUUUCCAGUGGCCCCGCUCCCUGGAACACUUUUCAAGUUUCUCCCCACCCUUUGCCCUUCCUGUAGCCCAGACCCAAGCCAGAUACCUGGGCCGGAGUGGAGGGUUUGGAGCAUCCAUUCACUGCCUAUCCUUCACCACCUCUGGCCGCGGGGGCACCCUGUAGUUUGUAGGAAGAGGAGGGAGGUCAAAGUUUGCUUCCUUGGAUGAAGAAAGAGAGGGAUGUUGGAAGAAAGAGAUCUGAACAAAGACCAGUGCCCAUUCUGUAAGCCCCCUCCUCCAAGGGCAGGGAGGAGGGGCUGCCUGGUGCCCCCAAACCUUGGGCAGUCUCUUUCCCACCCAGAAUUCCCAACCUCUCACCCCCUUUUGUGCUAUGUGAAAUCUCAGUUGCUUGGGAAAUAGGUUCAGAGAGAGCAUUCUGGGAGUGGAGGUGAGGGAGAAGGCGUUUCUGAGGCCCUGGGCAGACCUGGAGUCCCAGGCAAGGCUGCUGCUCUGGAGAAGGUGCUCCAGAGAGGGAGCUGGGGAAUGCAUGUGUUGAGGGAGCACACAUCUGCUUCAGUGUGGAUGCUCUUCCCACCACCCUGGCCUGCGAUUAGCCAGUGGUGAGCCAGGCUGCCAGGCUGGGUCCAAAGUGUACCCUUUGCCUCCUGGUGGAGGGGAGAGGGGAAGGCCUGAGGAGGUAGGUGCCUAUCCUGGAAAGAUUUGGAUGGUCUAAUAAGUGCUCUCUUGACUUGAACAGGGGAUUUGAGUCAAUAUUGGUUGGGCGCCGGACCCUUUGUCCACCCCCAUCCUUUGCCCCUUCCCAGAAACUUCCUAGGGGGCUUGGCCCUGCUCUAGGGUAUGGCCUUGGAGGUCCUGCCUUCCUAAGUCUGAGGCAGCUCCUCUCUUGGGUAGGAGAGGGUGUGGGAGGGAGCUGGAGAGGUACUCCAGGCCCAUUGUGAUCCUGCAGCCCUUCCUGGCUACCCACUGCAAGUGGACUCUCAUUCCAAAGGGGUUGUUAUAAAACCUGACCUUUUCUCCCACUGAUGGUCUGAAAAUCCAGCUUUUUGGGAUCAAGAAUGAGCAGGGCCAAGAAGAAAAGAAAAUUAUAUUUCAGGAAAAGCAACCAGAUUGUGCACUGCUGAGCUGUGUACACCCCAGAGGGGGCUUCUAAUGUCCUGGGAUAGAAAACUGCAAUAUGGGCCCCUUAGUCCUGUCUCAGCACAGAACACCAUGUUGCAGGCAGGCUUUUUUCAGCUGAGAGGGCUCGAGGAGUUGACUUUGUUCUCAUGAUAUAGGUGUGUGAGAGCAUGCAUGCAUGCAUGCAUGCAUGCGUGUGUGUGUUUGUGUGUGUGUGUGUGUGUGUGUGUGUGUGUGUUUGCGUGUGUCAGAGAUGCACCCUGGACUCUGAGAUCCUGGGGGCUGAGUGGUGAGAGGAGGAGUAAGAGCAGGGGGUAAGCAGCCCUUUUGGUCAAAGCCCUUCCCUUGAGAUGCCCCUUUCCAAAGCCAGGGCAGGGGAGGGGUUAACUGAGUGACCACAGGAUAUCGGAAGGCUGUGGGUUAGGCCCACCAAGGAGGAAGGGAUACGUUGUUAUUAAGGAAACUUCAGCCUCAGGGCCACUUUCCUGGCAAGGAUCCUACUGUUGGGAGUUGGUUGGAAAUUCCACUUGGGGGAGAGGUUUUGUGGAGCCUGAGACUGGGUAGGCAGUUUCAGUGUGUGAGAGGCACGGUGAAGCAUGUUCCCAGGAGCACAGGUCUUCAGGGAGCACCCCCUAAGUUUCUGAGUGAGGUCUUGGGGUAGAGAGGCCUUUCUGGCCAGUCAUCCUGACCUCCAGUGUUGACAUGCCCAGGAGGGAGAAUGAGCAUUCUGGCUGUUGCCAAGAUGUUCAGUACAGCUCCACGUAGUCUCUCGGUCCCCCUUGUCUCUAGGAGCUGUUCCACAUGUCUUUUCUUGAUGGAUCUGAGUUUUUUCCCUGACCUAGAACUUGGGAGCAUCUCCAGGGUACCCUCUGACCUUUACUCUUUUGGAAUUCCUGGCCCAAGGCUCUCAGUUGCUAUUUCUUUCUCUUGCUGGGCUUGAUUGGUUCUGGGGGUCGUGACGCCAACUAGAAGAGCCAGGGAUAGGUGCAGUCAGAGAGUUUGGUGAGAGGAUUCACUGGCUCUCUGCAGAGCAUCUUCCUGCCCCAGUCACAUGUGCCCGCUAGCAGGAUGGGGGAAGCCCUUGCUUUUGGCACAGGAGCCCAGGAUUCUGUAAGGAUUGUUCCGUGGGGCUCCGGACCCCACCUGCCGGGCAUGCAGGACGAGACCCUCCGCUCUUUGGCCAGCCCUUCCUCCCUGCAGGGCCCCGAGCUCCACGGCUGGCGCCCCCCAGUGGACUGCGUCCGGGCCAAUGAGCUGUGCGCCGCGGAAUCCAACUGCAGCUCCCGCUACCGCACGCUGCGGCAGUGCCUGGCAGGCCGGGACCGCAACACCAUGCUGGCCAACAAGGAGUGCCAGGCGGCCCUGGAGGUCCUGCAGGAGAGCCCUCUCUACGACUGCCGCUGCAAGCGGGGCAUGAAGAGGGAGCUGCAGUGCUUGCAGAUCUACUGGAGUAUCCACCUGGGGCUGACCGAGGGUGAAGAGUUCUAUGAAGCCUCACCCUAUGAGCCGGUGACCUCCCGCCUCUCAGAUAUCUUCAGGCUUGCUUCAAUCUUCUCAGGGACAGGGGCAGACCCGGUGGCCAGUGCCAAGAGCAACCACUGCCUGGAUGCCGCCAAGGCCUGCAACCUGAACGACAACUGCAAGAAGCUGCGCUCCUCCUACAUCUCCAUCUGCAACCGCGAGAUCUCUCCCGCGGAGCGCUGCAACCGCCGCAAGUGCCACAAGGCCCUGCGCCAGUUCUUCGACCGCGUGCCGGGCGAGUACACCUACCGCAUGCUCUUCUGCUCCUGCCGAGACCGGGCGUGCGCCGAGCGCCGCCGGCAGACCAUCCUGCCCAGCUGCUCCUACGAGGACAAGGAGAAGCCCAACUGCCUGGAUCUCCGCGGCGUGUGCCGCACCGACCACCUGUGCCGGUCCCGGCUGGCAGACUUCCACGCCAAUUGUCGUGCCUCCUACCAGACGCUCACCAGCUGCCCUGCCGACAAUUACCAGGCGUGUCUGGGCUCCUACGCUGGCAUGAUUGGGUUUGAUAUGACACCCAACUACGUGGACUCCAACCCCACUGGCUUCGUGGUGUCCCCCUGGUGCAGUUGUCGUGGGAGUGGGAACAUGGAGGAGGAGUGUGAGAAGUUCCUGAGGGACUUCACCGAGAACCCGUGCCUCCGGAAUGCCAUCCAGGCCUUUGGCAACGGCACGGAUGUGAACCUCUCCCCUAAAAGCCCCUCAUUCCAGGCCACGCAGGCCCCUCGGGUGGAGAAAACACCUUCUUUGCCAGAUGACCUCAGUGAUAGCACCAGCCUGGGGACCAGCGUCAUCACCACCUGCACAUCUGUCCAGGCCCAAGCCCUUGGGAAAGCCUUAGAGACCCCCUUCACUGACCCAGAGAUGGCAGCGAGUUGGGGAUCCCACAUAAGUGAUUGGACAUUAGGACAAGAGGGCCUUUUGACAUCUCCUUCUCAAGCCCCAAAGUAUGGAAGCUUGGAACAGGGGCUAAAACCCAAUAACUCCAAAGAGUUAAGCAUGUGCUUCACAGAGCUCACGACCAAUAUCAUCCCAGGGAGUAACAAGGUGAUCAAACCUAACUCAGGCCCCCGCAGAGCCAGACCGUCGGCUGCCUUGACCGCUGUCUCCUUCCUGAUGCUGAAGCUGGCCUUGUAGGCUCUGGGACCCAUGUCGGGGGAUUUCCGGAAACUACGCAGAUGAGAACACCCGCCUGGCAACAUGGAAACACACACACACACACACACACACACACACACACACACACACACACACAUCUUGCAAAAAAAAAUUUUUCCCCACCUUGUCUCUGAACCUGUCUCCUCCCAGAUUUCUUCUCUGGAGAAGUUUUUCUAAACCAAACAGACAAGUAGGCGGGCAGCCUGAGAGCUGGCCCAGAGGUCCCUCGGCAAGGGAAACCCAGUGCUGAGGAGGGUGCAAGGGUCUAGAAAUGCCCUUCGUUUUCUCCCGGUGUUUUCUUCUCCGGACCUCGCUGACAUAAAAGACCAAGAUGACACCCCUGUGGCCUGAGGGACUGGAACUGUGCUGAUGUGAACUGGGGCCAGGGAUCCCCACUGGCGGCUUGGCAGAGGGCAUCGGGCAGCAAAGCAGCCAGGCUGGCUGCUGGGGGUCCAGCUGGGCACCUCAGCACCUCCACUCGGUUUCGAGCAUGGAGUUUGUUUUGUGCUCUCUGUCUGCAUCUGAACUGAGAACCCCCAGUGAUGCCUGUGGAGGGUGUGGUACCAGGCCCUCCGACUGUGGUAUGGAGGGAGUACUGGGGCCAGCUCCAGGGGGCUUGGGAGCUCAGCCCUCUGGGGACAUCCCCUUGGGCAGAGGGAGCAAAGCUUGGGCACCAGCUCAAGGCUGCUGCUUCCUGCUUGGUGGCAGGAAUUUUGAAAUCAAAGAGAAAUGAUCCGUCAUUGGCUCUUUUGGUUUCUUGUGGGUUCAUUUGGUGGGUCUCCCACCAGGGAGAGGGGCAGAGAAGAGCAUGGCGGGACACCUGCUGGCACUGUGCUUCACUGGCCGCAGCUCUCUCCUCCUCUCGGCCCCCUGUUCCUCUUUUCCACAUUCUCUCCUCAUUUCCCAGACAAGCGCCAACUGUAUGUACAUAACACGACUCCUUUCUCAACAUAUAUGUAUAUAUAGAUCCAUAUACAUAUAUUGUGUGGUUUCCCCUUUUUUCCUUUUUUUAAGAAACAAAACUAUCGAAAUAAUACCCCAACAGAUGAGCGAAAAUGUAUUAUUGUAAAGUUUAUUUUUUUUAACAAUGUUGUCUAUAAUGGGAAAAAAAGGAGAUUGACUCCCUGUGUCUCUGCCUCUGUCAGGCUGACUGGGCUGUGGAAGGGGGUUCCUGAUCCGUAUUCAUACUUAGCCAAGGCUCCAAUAAACAUACUAGGAAGCAA
Molecule: messenger RNA, 5599 nt
Organism: Acinonyx jubatus (cheetah)
Lineage: Eukaryota; Metazoa; Chordata; Mammalia; Carnivora; Felidae
Gene: GFRA2
Product: GDNF family receptor alpha 2
Exons: 10
Coding region: 2766-4355 (529 amino acids)
Biological process (GO): nervous system development
Cellular component (GO): signaling receptor complex; external side of plasma membrane
Molecular function (GO): signaling receptor activity
Source: RefSeq, a predicted model, not a curated record